GAAUCAUUCUUACAGGGUUCGGUGAUUCACUGUAAUGCUGCUGCACUGCCGUAAGCACUCAGGAAGGGAGGGGAAGAGAUCUUGCCGUACAAUUCGCUGUCCGCAUGCGUGUUGCAAAAGCGGUGAAUUUGAGUGGCUGGCGGCGUCCUUUGCGGUCUCGAAAGCGGCUGCUGAGCUUGGAUUUUCAAUCCCGGGGCUGGCGCUUGUAGCGUGGGCCGCUCGGAGCCGCGAGCUGGGGUGGUUGGAGCAGCCGGCCGUGCGUGCUGUGUGUCUGGGCGCCGGAAAACGGGGGUUUCGGCCAUCGUGCGAGAGCUGAGCGACAAUGGAGGCGCCCCCAGUCACCGUGAUGCCCGUUACGGGCGGCACAAUUAACAUGAUGGAGUACCUGCUGCAAGGCAGCGUGCUCGACCACUCUCUGGACAGCUUGCUGCACCGGCUGAGGGGUCUGUGUGACAACAUGGAGCCCGAGAGCUUUGCGGACCACGAGAUGGUUUACCUCCUGAAGGGCCAGCAGGGCAACCCCUUCCUGCUGCGGGCGCGGCGCUCCCUGGACCGGCCGGCGUCCCCCUGGCACCUGCGCUACCUGGGCCAGCCGGAGGUGGGCGACAAGAGCCGGCACGCUCUGGUGCGCAACUGCGUGGACGUGGCUGCUUCUCAGAGCCUGCCCGACUUCCUCAAUGAGAUGGGCUUCCGCAUGGACCACGAGUUCGUGGCCAAGGGGCACAUGUUCCGCAAGGGGGCGCUGAAGGUGGUGGUCUGCAAACUCUUCCGCAUGCUGGUGCCAGGCAACACGGAGAGCAUCGAGGCCCUGUCCCUGUCCUACCUGGUGGAGCUGAGCGUGCUGGCUCCGGCCGGCCAGGACACGGUCUCCGAGGACAUGAGGAGCUUCGCCGAGCAGCUCAAGCCCCUGGUGCACCUGGAGAAGAUUGACCCCAAGAGACACAUGUAGAGCCCAGGCCAGGCAAGAGGAGGCCCAGCAGGGUGUUCUGGUUUCAGCCUGCUGCCGGGCGAGAGUUCAGCUUGCUGGUCGCGUUGGCUGGCAUUCUGUGGUUUUCAUCUACAGACUGUAGGUCAGAAGAUAUGAACCUCUGAAACCUUACCAUUUGAGAGCAGGCUUUGCUCAUUUAGCGGUAUUGAUGCAACAACCUCAUCCAUCCGCUUGUUGAAAGAUUCAAGGAUGUUGCCAGUAUUGCUGGGUAGUUUGUUCCAGACGCUUACAACUUUUCUGAUGUUCUAAAAGAAUGAGGACCCAAUUUUCAAUCUUAAAUGCAUUUCUUAUUGUCUACUAGUGUUCUCAGGUCCUUCUUGCAUGUUGAGCCCUGAAGCUGCUCACUGGGUUCACUGUUGUCAAUACCUUUCAAGAUUGUGAAUACUUGUAUCAAGUACCCUGGUACUGCCCUCUAUUCAGAACUAAAGACGUUCAAGCUGCUUACGAAUGUUUGCAAUAGAGAUUGUACAGCGGCUGGUGGUGUUAUGUUUGAAACAAGCUUUAUCACUGGAAAAACUCCCAGGUUUUACAUUACAAACAUGUCUCUGGUUUUACAUUACUAGCAUUGAAUAUAUAUGGGAAGAAAAAACAAAUGUCUUGAAUAAAAUGUUUUGUGUGAGUUUUCUGCGAAA
Molecule: messenger RNA, 1620 nt
Organism: Lepisosteus oculatus (spotted gar)
Lineage: Eukaryota; Metazoa; Chordata; Actinopteri; Semionotiformes; Lepisosteidae
Source: RefSeq, a predicted model, not a curated record